This is a messenger RNA of Gigantopelta aegis, 824 nucleotides long. Its product is annotated as vesicle-associated membrane protein 3-like. The record is from RefSeq and is a predicted model, not a curated record. Gene Ontology annotation, molecular function: syntaxin binding; SNAP receptor activity. Lineage: Eukaryota; Metazoa; Mollusca; Gastropoda; Neomphalida; Peltospiridae. Gene Ontology annotation, biological process: vesicle fusion; vesicle-mediated transport. The transcript has 4 exons. Bases 51 to 419 code for a protein of 122 amino acids. Gene Ontology annotation, cellular component: SNARE complex; plasma membrane.
UUCCGCUAAAUAGUCACGAGGAAGUGGAUGUUUUUCUGUCAGAACUUAGCAUGAGUGACGGGAGAAGAAGUAGACCGUUAGAACGCCUGGAUUCUGAAGUCAGUGAAGUGACGUCAUUACUACGGAACAAUGUGGAGAAAAUCAUUGAACGAGGAGAGAAGAUCGACAGCUUACAAGAUCGAUCAGAGGACCUUGAAGCGGGAUCUGUUCAGUUUAGGAAGUCUGCGACUAACAUAAAAAAGAAGAUGUGUUGGCAGAACUGCAGGCUGAUGUGUAUCAUUGGAGUCAUUGUUUUUGUCGUGGUGGCUGUCAUCAUCAUUGUCAUUGUAGUUGAAGUAAAACCGUGGGAAAAUGGUUCUGGUCAACAUCACAACCACACUGUGACUUACACUACAAGGAUUCGUUUUAACCCAGAUUAAUCAAGUGUGCCACAUCUGUUAUCAAGGCUGAAUCCAUGGUGCAAAUUCAUAUUAAUAACAUGAAAUAAUAACUCCUCAUAUGAUUUUUUUUAUGGAUGAAGUUAUUAUGGUGUCAUAGUUGAUGAUGGAAUUGGGGAGAUGGAGAUGCACAUCAGGCCAUGUUUUUUAAAUGAUAUUUGUUAUAUUCACUCCAUUUAAAUCUGAAAUUAAAUUUAUGCAUAUUAUAAAGUUUAUACAAUUUUAUAAUAAUUUUUGUAUAAUAAAAAAUGAUGUUCAAAUAGAAAUGUACAUAUGGAGGCUAUAACAUAAUUUGGGAUAAGAAUUGCCAUGUUUGUCUUCACAUUGUGUAUUAGUUAAGACCAGUUUAUCAACAUCUGCCCAAUAAAUGUCAUGUUCACACUAGCA